Pocillopora verrucosa is the source of this 703-nucleotide messenger RNA. The record is from RefSeq and is a predicted model, not a curated record. NCBI's taxonomy places the organism in Eukaryota, Metazoa, Cnidaria, Anthozoa, Scleractinia, Pocilloporidae.
AAUGAUAUCAUUUGGAGAAUAGGGGGAUUCAGAGGAUGACAGUUUAACAGCUAUGGCAGAAAGCAACCUCCCAACAACGGGAGAAGAACUGGAGGUGAAAAAUGAGUUUCCAGCUACAGCGACAGAGAAAAGUCAAGUUACGUCAAGUGACGCUGAACUGGAUGUAGACAAUGACCCUUUAAGAGGGAUUGCGAAAGUAUGUCUCGAGGAAGGUAACAAAGAAUACACACGAGGAGAAGCUAAUAACGCGAUAAACUCCUACACGGAAGGACUCCAAGUCAACUGCAAAGAUAAACGACUGAACGCCAAGCUUUACAGCAACAGGGCAACAGCUAAUUUCCGUUUGGCAAACUACGUGGAAUGUCUGGAUGAUGCAACAGUUGCAGUUCAAUUGGAACCCACUUUAAUCAAAGCUAUUAAGAAAGGAGCCAGAGCUUGUGUCGAACUUUGCUGGUAUAAAGAAGCAAGGAGCUGGUUGUAUAUGGGAUUGGCUGUAUCCUUUAACGAAUGUUUGAAACGUGAUACGAGAUGCAAUGCGAAUAAUAUUGCAAGAAAAAUCAAUAAGUUCCAGGAAGAUUCUUCUGCACAUAAUGCAAGCGAUGUUCUCUUAUACUGCACUGAGCAGUUUAAAGAAGCUAAAAUGUUAUCAAAGAGUUCUUUCGAUUAUUCCACAAAACUUUACUCAAAGAGGAGGCCAUACUAA